Molecule: messenger RNA, 3303 nt
Organism: Paramisgurnus dabryanus
Lineage: Eukaryota; Metazoa; Chordata; Actinopteri; Cypriniformes; Cobitidae
Gene: st3gal3b
Product: ST3 beta-galactoside alpha-2,3-sialyltransferase 3b
Molecular function (GO): sialyltransferase activity
Source: RefSeq, a predicted model, not a curated record
UGAGUGAGAAAGGGAGGGUGAAUCCCAAACAAACACACGCAGCUUCAGCGGAUCUGAUAUUAGUCUUCGUAAUUUUUACAGAAAAGGCAUGGACCACGGCCGGGGUAAAGAAAAAUGCGGUCGAUAACAUUUUAACCCGAGGGUUUGGCGGCUGGUGGAGACAGGUGAUGUAAAACGCGGUACCAUGUGAAUGAUUGAGGAUCAUGAAGCUUGCACACAAACUACUGUUCGUCCUGUGUCCCAUGCUGGUCUUGGGAUUCAUCUACUACUCUUCUGGGAAGCUCCAUUUCUAUGUAUGGGGCCAGAAGCCACAAUAUGAUGAGGAGACCACCGUAAAACUCAUUAAAGUCACUAGCCAUACUACCAAUCCUACUGUGAAACAAGAACCGGUGGUGGAGGGCGCUGUCUCCGUGGGACGAAUAGUAGGCUCAGGUACAGCCUUACAGCAAAGAGUGCACUCUGGUCAACACGAGAACCCCAGCACUUACUAUGGGAGGCCUGUGUUUGAUAAGCAAGGAUUCUUGCUGAAUCCGGACAUAAAGCUGCCUCCAGAGUUGGUGUACCAGUAUGGAAACCUCAGUGAAGGAGCCUGCAAACCUGGCUAUGCAGCUGCCAAAAUGACUGCUAUCUAUCCAAAGUUUAGUAAGCCAGCUUCCAUGUUUCUGGACCGAAACUUCAGGCGGCUUGCAAAAGUUAGCAACUAUUUACCUCCAUUUGGAUUCAAAACACAAGAAAGAAUCAUAGAUGAUAUUUUAACUGUCACAAAGAAUUAUGGACUGGCAGAGUUUGAUGGUUUGAGUUGUAAAAGAUGUGUGAUAGUAGGUAAUGGUGGUAUCCUCAGCAACAAGUCUUUGGGCUCUCGCAUCGACGAAUAUGACGUUGUGGUGAGACUCAACGAGGCACCAGUGAAUGGUUACACCAGAGAUGUAGGUUCGAAGACCACCCUGAGGAUUACCUACCCUGAGGGGGCCAUCCAGAAGCCAGAGCGCUAUGAGAAAGACUCUCUCUUUGUCUUCUCUGCUUUUAAACCCCUUGACUUUAAAUGGCUAAGGCAGAUGGUCUUCAAAAAGGACCUGCAAGGAACUGAGGGCUUCUGGAAGUCUGUAGCGCGUUUUGUGCCCCGGGAUCCCUCAGAGAUUCGAAUCCUUAACCCUUACUUCAUACAGGAGGCUGCCUUCCAGUUUAUUGGCCUACCACAGAACAACGGCCUCAUGGGUAAAGGGAACAUUCCAACACUGGGCACCGUUGCGAUAACCAUGGCCCUGCAUAAUUGUGAUGAGGUCGCUGUUGCUGGAUUUGGCUAUGACAUGAACACCCCUCAUGCACCUUUGCACUACUACGAAACAGUCAAAAUGUCUGCUAUAAAAGAGUCAUGGACUCACAACAUCUCAAAAGAAAAGGAGUUCCUUCGUAAAUUGGUUAAGGCCAAUGUCAUCACAGACUUGACAAAUGGGAUUUUAACCUCCUAAGGUGGGUUCCUUUCCCAGAGGACUAGAUAACAAAGAGUCCUUGGAAACCAGAGAUACACUAAGGAGCAUCAUUUCAGAGGUGGAGGCGAUGACUCAGUUGAGAUGCACACGUGCCUUUAACCGACAGGCUUCCUCUGAGCGGGACAUCGAAAGGUUCUUGAAUGUCUCAGGAGACAUUCCCUGUUCCAGUCUGAUCGCCUCACGACGGAAGGCGAUCCCAGGUGACAAACAAAAACAGUCCUUGAGGAACAAGUCGCAACAUGAACUGAUUGUGCCAAAUGUACCUCUAUAGGAGAUGGCCCUCCUUUUCUGCCUGAAUGUAUUAAUGAUGUAAAUAUAUUUUUACAGUAUGUUUUAAUGAGUCCUGGGAUUUUGCCUUCAUGUGUUUUCCGUCCAGGUCACUCAAUGCGUAUCCUGUUCUGGUUUAUGGAUGGGUAGAGGCAGGUCUUUACUUUAAUUUAGCCCUUCUCCUGAACACAGGAGGCUCUUGAUCUCCUAAAUGUGAGGUUAUUAUGUUACAGCUUAUUUUGUCUAAGAAAGGGGGUAAAUCUCUUAAGUUAUUUAUUUUGGUGCAGUUAAUGGCCUUUAUUUUAUUAAAAGCUUUUUCACCCUGCCAAAAGUCGCUUGCCCGUUGAUUAUGUUUAUAUUGACCAUAAUUAUGUUUAGUAUUAAUAAGAUACAGAGUACCUUUAAGACGGUGCUCUAAAUCACCUGAUGUUAUGAUACACUGCCUUGUUGUAUCCUGCCUUUCAAAGGUAGCUGUUUGAGACAAUAACACCAAUAUUUAUACGUUUUUUGACACUUUUUCUUUAUUAAUUGUCAUGUUAUUUUUAAGAGUACUUGGGUUAAUGCUUUAAAGUUUUGUUCACUAUGAGCUUUCUAAGGAAAAGCUGCAACACUGCCCUGACUCAGUCACAGGCAGGGUACUAGAAACAGGCCAGUGCACACUAGCCAUGUAUUUUCAGUAUUCCUAGGUUUAACAUGUACUACACAAAGAUGUUUACCAGCUACUCAACUCAUCAAACUGAAAACUAGGAUGCAGUCUUCAUCCUGGCUGAUUGAAGUUCAAAUAUCCAUGUAAGAUGUUACUUGCUCACAUAGAAUGGUAUGUUUAUAUUGUACUGUAUACCAGUGGCGAGGCUACAUAGGGGCCCUGGCCCACUCAGAUUGACGGCUGGCCCACUUAGUCAGAAUACUCGCGCAAAAUAAAUUAUGCAUAAAUGAUAAUAAUCUCUUUAAUAAUGAUCACUCAAAUACGCAUCAUUCAGAAAUAAAUAACUAUUUAUAUAUAAAGUUUAUCAUUUGCAUGUGUUUCUAAACCUUGCAAAUGUUAACAUACAAGCCAAUUGUUUCCCAGACAGGGCUUAAGCCUAGUCCCAGACUAACUUAAAUGUAAGUGUUGAUCGAAACAAAUGGCUCUGACAUAUCUUAAAACAUAUCAGUGCGAGUGUUGUGUCUGAAGAUGCACACCAGUCAUGUUUAUUUAUAAAUUAUGCUUUUAAUAAUUUAUCCUAAUUUAACUAAGGCCUAGUCCUGGCUUAAGCUAAUGCCUAAACAGCCCCUUUGAGCAAGAAGAUGUUAAAGUGAGCUGUUUUCUGUGCACACAUACUCAAAUGGACACACACUCAUAAGCGCACGCAUGAAGACGUGCGUUUCAAAAAGCACGCAAACACAAAAUCUCCCUGCCCUUGACAGGACAACACAAAAUUAUCUCGAAAUACCUAAAUCUUGGCAAGUAUUCUCAUAAAAACAGUGAACACAAAUAGUUCAUAAAGAAAUCAAAUGUGUGUGUCAGUAUAUGGAUUUGUGCUUUUUCAUUGUUAAUUUGGCAAUA